AGAGCAAACAUUUAAAAACAAAUAAAACUAAUAAUAACAAUUGCAAUAGUUUCCCCUGUGAGCAAAUACUUCAAGUUCGAGAGACUUGUGUAAAAUUCUCCAACGGCUACGUCAACGUCACCACCAUCUAUCUGUCUAUACGAAAAACUACUACAAAACUUCGAAAAUCGUAACAAGUGCAGCUGCCUGCUUCGAUCAGCGCUGUACGCUUUAAACGCAGCUCUGCCUUGCCAAAACAGAGCAGCAGAAUUAAAACUUUUCAAAUUUGGCUGAACUCAACUUGCGAAGUUAAAUUUAGUAACUGAAUUCAAUACCGUUUUGUUACGUUUUCGAGUUGGUCGUGUUUUCUGCAACUCUACGCUCAGGCGCUACGCUCCAAGAUAUUUUUGAAAUAAUUUUUUUUUAGUUUUCUGUUCCGCGUUCGAUUACAUUGAGAAAAAAAUAUUUUUGAAAAACAACAAAAAAAAGAAUAAAAUAAAAGCGGGUGUGCAAAUAUGCAAACAGUUGCAAAAACAAGAAAAAAAUAAAUAAAUAAAUAAAAUACCACAACACAUGCAUGCUUCAGUAUAAAAAAAAAGUAUUUUUAAACGAGAAAAGUGUUUUAAAAUUUGAAGGGAAAAUCCAACAACAACUUUUCCAAACUCCAUCCCAAAGCUUAAAGGCCUGAAAAUUGCAAAAGAGAUCAAAAAAAGAAAACAAGUUUUCUGUUUUAAAAAAUUAAAAUACACAUACGUUCCUGAGAGUUGAUAACUUUGACAAGAGUUUUGUGAAUUUUGUUGAACCAUAGAAUAAACAUAUAUCUUAACGGAAAUGUAAAUCAUUCGCCCCCUAUCGUUUUUCAAAAAAAAUAUAUAUUUUUUUAAAACUCUUAUUUUUUAAAAGAACAUCUCUUAAAAAAAUUGACAAAUAAAAUUGUUGGUUACUAAAAAAAAAUCCAACGGAUUUUAUCUCUUAAAAAAUUUUAUUUAAAGUACAAAAAAUUAUUGUGAUCACAAAAAAAAAUAGUCAUAAAUAAUUAACAACCCUUAAUAGUCUUAACAUAUUGACAACACAAAGUCCCCCGACUCAAACCUAACAAAUCAAUCAACAAACCCAGGAACAUAUCAGGAGAACAAACAUAACAAAACUAUUGUUUUGUUUUUUAAUUACAUAAGAAUAUCGCAUCUAUACUAUAAAGAUAUACAAUACAUAUAUUUUGUAAAUAAUAAUAUACAACAACCAAAAGCUUUUCCCCACCGGACUAUAGUAUAAACCCCCAGAAUAACAACAACAAAAACUCACACAAAAUGACUGGUUUUACCAACGGUGGAUUUGAAAACGAUGAACCUGUGAAGCCAAAACCAGGUUUCGAGCCGGACACAGCCUCACUCAGGGAGAAAGUUAUCCUCAAUCCCGCUGAAAAAUGGCGUAUAUUGAAAAAUAUUGGCAUUAUAUCACUAGCCUUUAUGGUGCAAUUUACAGCGUUUCAGGGCACAGCUAACUUACAGUCCUCUAUUAAUGCCGAAGAUGGUUUGGGUACCGUGUCGCUGAGUGCCAUUUAUGCGGCGCUUGUGGUUUCCUGUAUAUUCCUGCCCACAUUAAUUAUUCGUAAGCUAACCGUUAAAUGGACCUUGGUCUUCAGUAUGCUGUGCUAUGCCCCGUAUAUUGCCUUCCAGUUGUUCCCAAGAUUUUAUACUCUGGUUCCUGCUGGUAUUCUAGUCGGUUUGGGUGCUGCUCCUAUGUGGGCCUCCAAAGCCACAUAUUUAACUCAAGUCGGUCAGGUUUAUGCCAAAAUCACUGAACAGGCUGUGGAUGCUAUUAUUGUAAGAUUCUUUGGCUUCUUCUUUUUGGCUUGGCAAACAGCUGAAUUGUGGGGCAAUCUUAUUUCAAGUCUUGUGCUCUCUAGCGGCGGUCAUGGCGGCGGUGGCGGUAACGAUAAUAGUACCAUUCCCAAAGAUCUCCAAUAUUGCGGUGCCAAUUUCUGUGUACAUGGCAGCAAUGGCCACACCAAUUUGGAACGUCCCCCAGAUCAUGAAAUCUUUGAAAUUAGUAUGAUCUACCUGUCCUGUAUCAUUGUUGCUGUUGCUAUUAUUGCCUUCUUCUUGGAUCCCCUCAAGCGUUACGGUGAAAAACGCAAAGGUUCACAAUCGGCCCAAGAGCUAUCCGGCAUGGAAUUACUCUCGGCCACAUUCCGUCAAAUGAAGAAACCCAAUCAACAAUUGCUAAUUCCCAUUACCGUAUUCAUUGGCAUGGAGCAGGCUUUCAUCGGUGCCGAUUUCACACAGGCCUAUGUUUCAUGUGCCUUGGGUAUUCAUCAAAUUGGUUUUGUGAUGAUUUGCUUUGGUGUUGUCAAUGCCAUCUGUUCCAUACUCUUUGGUUCUGUGAUGAAAUAUAUUGGCCGUACUCCCAUCAUUGUUUUGGGUGCUGUGGUGCACUUUACCUUGAUUACCGUUGAAUUGUUCUGGCGCCCAAAUCCCGAUAAUCCAUUGAUCUUCUACGCUAUGUCCGGUCUAUGGGGUGUUGGUGAUGCUGUAUGGCAAACACAAAUCAAUGGUCUCUAUGGUUUACUGUUCAGACGCAACAAAGAGGCUGCCUUCUCCAAUUAUCGUCUCUGGGAAUCGGCUGGCUUUGUCAUCGCCUAUGCUUAUGCCACCACAUUGUGUGCCCGCAUGAAGCUGUACAUUUUGUUGGCUGUUCUAACAUUGGGAUGCAUUGGCUAUAUUGUCGUUGAAAUCUUGUACAGAAGAAAGCAACGCAAGCUCAAGAAACAAGAGAAAGCCGAAGCCGCCGAAAAGGAGAAGGAAGCUGCCGCAGCCAAGGCUGCUGCCGAAUCGAAUAUCAAUGGCACACCCGAAGUCGAAGAAACCGAUGACGAAUUGGAUGAUCUCGAAGAAGAUAUUGUAGUGACACAUUUCUAAGUCGCUAAACAAUAAUUAGAAACAAACAAAAACACACACACACACAUAAAUAACUAUGGAAAACAAAAUAAAAAAGAAAAACUAAUAAUAUUCACAAAACUAAAAGAGCUAAAAGCUGUUUAAAGCUUUUGCUCUAAAAUUUGAUGCAAUAUUUACACAAAAUACAAAGCCGGGCUUUUUAACAAGCUUUCAAAGCUUUGUCUCAAAGCAAUAUUUUCUUAUAAAAAUAUAUAUAAAUAUUCAUUAUAAUUUUGUUAAAUACAUACAUAAACAUUUUUUUAAAAAAUUUUAGUGAAAAUUUGUAAACAAUAUUAUAAUGAAGUUGUUGUACUGUAACACUGUACAAAACAACAACAACUGCAUGUACUUCAAACAAACAAGUUUCAAAACAAAUUGUAAAUACACUUGAAAAAAAUAUUACUAUAAAUACCAUAACGAAGCGAAACUUGAAUGUUACUUAAUUUUAUUUUUAACAAGAACAACAGCAACAAAUCAAACAUUCCUUAAACAAACAAAAAUUAUACUAACACAACACCAAUACAAAAAAUAAAAACAAAAUUAAGAAAGAUUUACAAACAAAAACGUAAAAAUUAUAUACCUACUACAUGUGUAAUACAAAAAUUACUAACAAAACCUUGUGCAUAUUGACGAGUGUGAAAAGCAGAAAAUAAAAACUUGCAAACUUGUUCAAAAGUAGUGAAAA
Messenger RNA from Stomoxys calcitrans (stable fly), 3600 nucleotides. Its product is annotated as UNC93-like protein. The coding region runs from base 1287 to 2897 and encodes 536 amino acids. Gene Ontology annotation, molecular function: potassium channel regulator activity. The record is from RefSeq and is a predicted model, not a curated record. The transcript is spliced from 7 exons. NCBI's taxonomy places the organism in Eukaryota, Metazoa, Arthropoda, Insecta, Diptera, Muscidae. Gene Ontology annotation, biological process: regulation of muscle contraction; regulation of potassium ion transport. Gene Ontology annotation, cellular component: striated muscle dense body; plasma membrane.